This is a messenger RNA of Penicillium canescens, 1845 nucleotides long. RefSeq lists its product as uncharacterized. Gene Ontology annotation, cellular component: mitotic spindle microtubule; HAUS complex. NCBI's taxonomy places the organism in Eukaryota, Fungi, Ascomycota, Eurotiomycetes, Eurotiales, Aspergillaceae. The coding region runs from base 1 to 1845 and encodes 614 amino acids. Gene Ontology annotation, molecular function: microtubule binding. The record is from RefSeq and is a predicted model, not a curated record. Gene Ontology annotation, biological process: spindle assembly. The transcript has 2 exons.
AUGGCUGCAACAAGGCUGAACAGGCCAAAACCCCUGGACUGGCUGGGUCCGUCGCAUCAAGAUGUCUUUAUUCGCAAUUUGAAGUUGUUACAAUUGGACCAACGCGAGGACUGGCCCGGUAUUUCCAUCCGCUCGCUGUCGGCGUCAUCGCAGAACCAACGGCAACGGAUCCGCUUGAUAGAAUGGGCUUUAUACUACCUCUUCGCUAUCUGGGAUUCAGAAGGGACCCAAAAUAAACUGCGUCCCUUCUUUCCUCCGCUAGAACCCCUACAGUCUGUCAACCUCCGCGCGGCCUUAUUCCGGUGCUUGGGUGAAUUGAAGAAAAAUGGCGAUCUUGGACGAGAGAUAAUCCUGCGCAAAUCUAUGUUAGAUGACUGCAAAGGUGAGAAAUUCGACGAGCUGCUCGCUGGCUUCUCUACGACCGUACUCCGCAAAUGUGUCGCCGCCUCCGCAGACGAGAAGGCCUGGAGCUCCGCCAUGAAAUUGUCGACCGCUACGGCAAUGACACCAAACAAUUAUCAGAAUUUGCUACCGCUCAUUCUUGCCCAUCAGGUUUCUUUGGGUGCCGGGGAAGCACGGCGUGCUCGGGUUCAAGGUGCUUAUGAUCGGUUCUCGGAGCUACUGGACAACAAAAAGAUUGAGCUGGCUGAACGCGCCAAUAAAGAACAGCAGAGUAAAUGGAAUGUGCAAAGUGACCCUGAAAGUCUGGCGCGCGAACUUCAAGCAAAUUGGCUUGGCAGCGAGGAAUGGGCCACUGCUCUGCUUAAAGGCGGAUCACAAAGCAGCUCCGAUGUUUUCCUGGAGCUUCCUUUCCCAGAGGCCUUGUCGCGGGCAACUGAUCCAGCUGUGAAUGGCCUCGGGAGUGAUUUGAAACAUGACCUGGUUGUUGAUCUGACCUCACGGGUAUUACUGCAACGAAGUCGACUGUGCAAGUGGCACGAAUACAACAACUCUCUUUCAAGAGAAAGAGGCACCGAUAUCAACGCAGCGAGUAAAACCUCUCCCAAUGAGAAUCGGCUACUGUUCCGAGACCACCAGUCUCUCACCGUUGCCAGUAUAUCCAAAUCUGUACGCCAGCCAGGGGAUAGGGAGCGGACGCUGAAAGGAGCAGAUCAAUCACUGCUUUCAUCUGUAAAUGAAGCCCUCGCUCGCAUCAACGGCAAAUCCCGUUCCAAUCGUGAGGAUCCUACGUUCGAGGUAGAACCGAGUUACGAACGCCGAUUGGAAGCUUCGUUGGAUGUUACAGAAUCGCCAAUAAUGGCAGACAACUACCCUGUUGGUCACCCAGCAGACCUGGCUGCCUCGGAAGCAUCAUACACACCUCCAGAGCCUGAACCAAAACCCGAAUCAGAAUCAAUUCAACCGACUCCAACCGUCCGCCUCUCCCCAGACAUCCCCUCUUCACCAGAGCACAAGCCAGACCCGGAGCCAAUCAAACGCUCCCACACUUUAGUCGAACGCACGCGCAAAUCAAUGUCUCUCCUCCCACCAGGACACGAACCACAAGUUCGGCCACGCCAGCGUCGCGGACCUCGCCCCUCCUACCCAGUCAACCAAUUCGUGACUCCGCGAAAACCCUCUGCGCACUCGACUCGCUCAAUAGACGAGCGUUCCCGCGCUUCCACACCACAGGAUCAGCUCUUUGAGGAGGAUGCCGAGUACGCUAGUGUGUUCAAGUCACGGCCGCGCGUAGCGCUUAGUCCUAUCUCUUCACCGGCGGUUCAUGUCAGCCCCUCUUUUGAGGACGAGAGCUUUGUUCUAGAUGAUGAGGAUGACGACUAUGAUGAUGUUGCGGAGUGGGGGGCUAUCGAUUCGCCUUUGGCUGCUGUGCGGUCGAGGGGUUGA